CUCCCGCCGCCGGCGGCCCUUGGAGGAGGAGCCCGGGCCGCGGAGGAGGAGCCGGGGCAGCCCCCGGAACCGGGACGCGGCGCCCCGGGGUGAGAGGCCACGCGCGGGAGCAGCCGGGUCGGCGCGCGGGCGGCAGCUCGGAGAGUGGCCACAUGGAAGAGAAGCAAAUCCUGUGCGUGGGGCUGGUGGUGCUGGACAUCAUCAGCGUGGUGGACACGUACCCGGAGGAGGACACGGACACCAGGUGCUUGUCCCAGCGAUGGCAGCGCGGAGGCAACGCGUCCAACUCCUGCACUGUUCUCUCCCUGCUAGGAGCCCCCUGCGCCUUCAUGGGCUCUCUGGCCCCAGGCCACGUUGCCGACUUUGUCCUGGAGGACCUCCGCCGCUAUUCCGUGGACCUGCGGUACACGGUCCUCCAGACCACGGGCUCUGUCCCCGUCUCCACGGUCAUCAUCAGUGAGGCCAGCGGCAGCCGCACCAUCCUGCACGCCUACAGGAACCUGCCUGAUGUGUCUGCUACAGACUUUGAGAAGGUUGAUCUGAACCGAUUCAAGUGGAUCCACAUUGAGGGUCGGAAUGCUUCGGAGCAGGUGAAGAUGCUGCAGCGGAUAGAACUGCACAACGCCCAGCAGCCUCCAGAGCACAAGAUCCGGGUGUCUGUAGAGGUGGAAAAGCCCCGAGAGGAACUGUUCCAGCUAUUUGGUUACGGAGACCUGGUGUUUGUCAGCAAAGAUGUGGCCAAGCACUUGGGGUUCCAGUCAGCAGUGGAGGCCCUGCGGGGCUUAUACAGCCGUGUGAGGAAAGGGGCCACCCUUGUCUGUGCCUGGGCUGAGCAGGGCGCUGACGCCCUGGGCCCUGAUGGAAAGCUGCUCCACUCGGAUGCUUUCCCGCCACCCCGGGUGGUGGACACUCUGGGCGCUGGAGACACCUUUAAUGCCGCGGUCAUCUUCAGCCUGUCCCAGGGGAAGCCUGUGCAGGAGGCCUUGCAGUUCGGCUGCCAGGUGGCCGGCAAGAAGUGUGGCCUGCAAGGCUACGAUGGCAUCGUGUGAGCCUGUGGUGGGGCUACUAGCUCACGUCCCUGCUACCGCUACCGUGGAGGUUGGCAUCACUGGCUUCCUGGCAGUUUCCCCCCUUCCAACCCGCUGCUGGGACUGCCCUGCUCCCUGGGCAGAUGCAGGCUGGGGAGGGCCCUGCCCGAGUCCUGGCAUCUCAUGCCACAGAGCAAAUAAACCUCCUUGCCCUGAGCCAGCUUCCCCUGGCAGUCUGCUUGUGCUCCAUGCCCAAACUGCUCUGGGUGGGGAUUCCUGAGGUUUUUGACACCACGGUUCUCCCCCCUCUUUUCCUUAAUUCCUCCAAGGCACUUCCCCACCCAGGCCUGGAGGAGGGGCUGCCUGGACUCUUGAGCAGCAGGUCGCUCCCCCAGCCGCCUCCUGUGCCCAGCUCUUCCUGUGAAGAGUGGCUCGGGGUGGGGUGACACUUAACUCCUGGACCCUGGG
Talpa occidentalis (Iberian mole) is the source of this 1496-nucleotide messenger RNA. It is a transcript of the gene KHK, whose product is annotated as ketohexokinase. Gene Ontology annotation, molecular function: ketohexokinase activity. The transcript has 8 exons. Gene Ontology annotation, biological process: fructose metabolic process. Bases 153 to 1049 code for a protein of 298 amino acids. The record is from RefSeq and is a predicted model, not a curated record. Lineage: Eukaryota; Metazoa; Chordata; Mammalia; Eulipotyphla; Talpidae.